Molecule: messenger RNA, 671 nt
Organism: Xylona heveae TC161
Lineage: Eukaryota; Fungi; Ascomycota; Xylonomycetes; Xylonales; Xylonaceae
Exons: 3
Coding region: 173-490 (105 amino acids)
Source: RefSeq, a predicted model, not a curated record
CUUAAUUUGGAGCCAUGAAUGAGCACAACAAUACUCCCUCAUACUAUCUGGAGGGUGCAAGACGUGUAUAUAAAUCAGUGAAGCUUCUCAUUGACUUGAUUCAGCAGACCAAAAUCAUCUCUCAAAAUCCAAUUGAGUAGCAGCGAAGUUGCUUUUUGAAAAAAAAUCCACAAUGAAGACUUUUAUUCUUUCUCUGGCAACUGUUGCUGGCCUCAUGGCCCACCUUGCAGGCGCUCAAUUGACGAACAUGGUUCCGCCUCCUCCCUGUCUUUACCAGUGCCUCGAACCUUAUCUUGGGACGCCGGAAGCUUCAUCUAUCUGUGCUUCCGACAGCAAGAUCCCUACUUGCUGCGCCUCGGGUUGUUCUUAUAGAGACAUUAGCUAUGCAAAUGUAUAUUACAACGGCAUAUGCUCCUCUGGGAGCUUCGUUGAGUUUACGCCCAAUGGAACCACGACCAUCACAGUUCCCUUGCCUUCAGCCACAUCUUAAGCCUGAUCAGAUUUGUUGAGGGAACGAACGAGGCAGUCAACAAUCGAUUCGUACACUACGCUUCUGUGCAAUCGUUUGGUGGAACUCGGGUCAAAAGAUUGGAAAAUUGUUAAAUCAACUCAAGAGAAAUUUAUUAUAGUGUUAAGCUUUAAAAAAUUUGGAUAUAAAUUCGCAAUAGGCC